Messenger RNA from Plodia interpunctella (Indianmeal moth), 4680 nucleotides. RefSeq names its product Endophilin A (gene EndoA). Lineage: Eukaryota; Metazoa; Arthropoda; Insecta; Lepidoptera; Pyralidae. Gene Ontology annotation, cellular component: glutamatergic synapse; cytoplasm; presynapse. Gene Ontology annotation, biological process: synaptic vesicle uncoating. Gene Ontology annotation, molecular function: protein binding. The transcript is spliced from 12 exons. Bases 301 to 1626 code for a protein of 441 amino acids. The record is from RefSeq and is a predicted model, not a curated record.
UCGAGUGGAAAGGAGACCAACCAACCAAAAAAAUGCCAAAUGCCAACGUUUAAUUUGAUAGAUUUGAUUUGAUUGAUCAUUGAUUGUGAAUGAAAUGUUUUGUGUGUGUUUGAUUAUUGAUUAGGAUUUUGUCUAUAAUUUGGAUUUUAAUCCUAAAUUUGAGGGCAAUAUUUAAAUUCCACUAACAUUAUAUACCUACUUACGUUUGGGUUUUUGCGUCCUGAAAACCUAAGUUUGAAAAGAAAAAACUGCUGAAGGAAGGUUGAUUUUACUACAAAACAAUAAACUGAGGUCUCAAUCAUGGCAUUUGCUGGGCUUAAGAAACAAAUCAACAAAGCUAAUCAAUAUGUCACAGAGAAGAUGGGCGGUGCCGAGGGCACGAAGCUCGAUCUGGAUUUCGUGGAAAUGGAAAGAAAAACAGACGUCACGUGCGAGCUAGUGGAGGAGUUGCAGACAAAGACAAAAGAGUUCCUGCAACCAAACCCGACAGCGCGAGCCAAGAUGGCGGCCGUAAAGGGAAUCAGCAAGCUGAGCGGGCAGGCCAAGAGUAACACGUACCCGCAGCCAGAAGGCGUGCUUGGCGACUGCAUGCUGCACUACGGGAAGAAACUUGGGGAGGACACCAUAUUCUCGCAAUGCCUGAUCGAGAUGGGCGAGUCGCUGAAGCAGAUGGCCGACGUCAAGUACUCCCUGGACGACAACAUCAAGCAGAGCUUCCUGGAGCCGCUGCAUCAUCUGCAGACCAAAGACCUCAAGGAAGUUAUGCAUCACCGAAAGAAACUACAGGGGCGUAGACUCGAUUUCGACUGCAAACGGCGUCGACAAGCAAAAGGCCCCGGUAGGGCCAGCCCUUACAUGAGUCCAAGUCACGCUCCGAGGCAGGACGAUGAGAUUCGGCAGGCGGAGGAUAAGUUUGCAGAGUCGCUGACACUUGCCCAGAUUGGCAUGUUCAACUUACUCGACAAUGAUGUGGAGCAGGUGGCUCAACUUAGCUUCUUCGCGGAAGGUCUCCUAGAAUACCACCAACAGUGCACGGAAAUCCUCAAAGGGCUAGUUUCCACGCUUAUGGAGAAGAAAGAGGAAGCCGUCAACCGUCCCAAGCUGGAGUUCGUACCGAAGACGCUAGCCGACCUUCACAUCGAGGGUAUCCACGACUUGAACAAUGGUAGGCGGUACGGUUCCACCCAGAGUCUGUCCCUUCCCCGCAAGCCCCUGCCCCCCUCCUCUUCCGUCGGCGACCUCAGUAACAUUGACCCUUUCAAGGCCUGGGAAGCCCCGACGCCGCCCAAGCCCCGCGGCUUCGGGCACCCGCCCGGUCCAGGGUUCAAGCCUCAUCCAGCGCCGAGGAACCAUGUCAAUGGACGGGACCCGUGGGCAGCGUCGCCGUUGCCGUCGCCGAUCAAGUCGCCGGCGCGGACGCCGGUCGCGCCCGCCAAGGGCCCGUGCUGCACCGCACUGUACGACUUCGAGCCUGAGAACCAGGGAGAACUAGGAUUCAAGGAAAACGACGUGAUCACCCUGAUCAACAAAGUGGACGACAAUUGGUUCGAGGGCUCCAUCAACGGCAAGACGGGCUACUUCCCCAUCAGCUACGUGCAGGUCACCGUGCCUCUACCCAACAUGUAAACCCCAGGACUCGACCACCACGAUCGUAUUCAUCCCUUAGAAUCUGCGCGAGUUGAAUGCAGCUGUGAGGUAUUUAUAUAUUAGGCGUUAUUGAUAAAACAGCACAGAGUUAAAAAGAGGGAUACAAAAUGGCGAAUUAAGUAAAUACGCAUGAAACAAAAUAUGACUCAAAACGCAGUGGUCAGCCAUUGUGUUCUGAGUUUAUCUAUUAACCAUAAUAUGCAUUUGUACUAUGUUUAAAAUAAUAAACAUUUCAUUUCUGUCAUUCAUCGGAUGUCAGCUGUUGCCCUGUUUUUUUAUACAUUAAAUUUUUCUUCACAUGUUACUCAGGCAUCGCAAGAAAUCUGAGGCCUCACACAUCUGAUAUCAAUUUACCAAUUAUAUGAACCUUGAAACAUAUUUCGGCAUCAGUGUAAUGCGUCGCAUCCGGUGCAGUGCACCAACCCAAAAGGCUGCACGCAACUCGCUCGCCUUACUGUAACUAUCCAUUGUUGAGGAAGUAAGAUCAGUCCACUGUUGAAAUAUGUUCCGUACUAUGUGUUUUACGGACACCCACCACAUAUUAACUGAAAUUGAAUUUCUUUUUAUUUUUACAGUUUUUAUACUAAAGUUAUGUAAAUACGUUAUGUAAUUUAUAUUUAAUUGCCAUAUCAUGAGCCCCUUGUUCAUACAUAAGGAAGGCCACGGAAUUAUGACCAUAAAAAUGGCUGAUGAAUGAUGAAUUUAUUAAAACAUAUAAAAAUGUUCUUAUUGAGUGUUAUGAUUAAUUUUUCAAGUGUAUUUUCGGUAGCCAAUAUCUACUUCCUCGGCAUAUGCGUUACGGAUAAAUUGUUAUUACGUUACGUUAUUCAGUAUUAUGUAGAUCAUUCAUGUAACUGUGUCAAGCGCUCAAUGAUAUUGUUAUAACAUUAUUGAAUUCAAAUACUACCUAUUAUUAAAUAAAACACUUAUAUAUUUCCUGAAUGUUCUGUUAUUGUACUAAUAUAGGAGUCUUCCCCAUUUACUUUACAAUAUUUUUCGACCAUUAUCUAUUAUUUUAUCAAUUUAUGUAAGGAUAUCUAAAAAGUUUACGCAAGAUUUAAUCUUCCGAUUUGAUUGUUUCAUUAUUACCACAAAAUUAUGUCCGGCUUAAGAAAUGUUUGUAAUAUCUAGAGCGAACUACAUGUUUUAGUAUUUGCCUAUACAUGACUACAAUUUAUAAUACUUAUUAACAAUGUUGCCAUUUUCUUUAAGUAAUUAUGUAAUAUUUUUUAUAGUUAAUUAUUUGUAACUAUCAGUUUAGGUUAAUGGUAUGCGAUUUUUUGACAUUCCCGUGCAACAUCGGAAGUACCAGUUGCGGUCAGUGUUACAGUAGUGUGUGUACAUUCGUCCGUUAUAUUUGUUAACACCAGUCGUUGUGUUUGCUCAUAGUUAGUCUAGUAUAGAGACCUUAGUGUCAUUGGGACCCAAGGGUCGGGAGUGAAGACCACCGCGCGAGGAUUAGUCGAUUGCAAAACUGUUGGAAGGUUCGUUGCCUAGCCCGGCAGCAUCAAUUUUGAAAAGUGAUAUUUUAAAGUAAUGUUUAUAAAUUAGUUAUAUUUAUUGCGAAUCUAUUUUUAUAGAUUCACUAUCACACCGUUGUAUUUUAUCCCGAUUUUAUUUAUAUGUCAUGUUCAUUAAGUUCAUUAUUUAGCUCUUCAGUAUUUGACACAGAAUAUAACAUUUAUUAGGAUUAAAAGUAGUACUAGUUAAAUGAUGAGAUUAGAUUUUAUAGUUAUAUCUUUGCGGGUAAUUUAUUUAUCUAAAUGGAGAAAUGUAUACAAUAUAACGUAUAUUACACUAAAAUGAUGGACAAGAUUUGUAAGAAUUGUUAAAAUCUUGCCAGUAAUUUAUGGCGUUUCAGUGUUUGAUGUAAUAUUGGCAAAAUGUAAUAAUAACAUAACAUAUUAUAAUGUCAUUGUGAUAAAGUUAGAAUAUUAUAUACUGUCGAUGCAGUGGCCUGUGCACAUGCAUCAUAUUUUAAACGUAAAUUUAGUUUCUUAGCUACUUGUUUAUUUUUUUAUUUUGCAUAAUAAAUUACUUUAGUCAUUUAUUUUACUUAUCUCAAUGCAUUAAUCAAUAAAUAAAUAAAUAUGAUUAUACAAGGCCUCUAAACGAUAACAUUAUUAAAUGUACUUUAUAUUGCACAUAUGAUCUAAGAUCUUUACUGUCAUAUAUUUCACGAGUCCUAUGUCGCUAUUAUGGUAAUAUUGAGCGUAAUUUCAAUUAAUUCAUCGUGUCAUCAUUGUCGUAAUUGGACCCCAUUGUAUCGUUUCUGGCAUACAAAAGACAAUACCUAGAUCUAAUAUUAGAUGUAUGAUAGGUUCAUAAAUAUAAUUGUUCAAUCUUCAAAUGUCUCUUAAUGUAAGUAUUUUGAGUAAUAAUACAUCAGUGUUACAAAAAUGUAAUAUUUCAGUGUUAUAAAUGUGCGUUGCAUGGACGGCCUCGGCGUUCGCUGCCAAGGCAACAAAUGUCUACGAUUUCUCAUUAUAAAUGCAAUUAACUGACCUCGGAAGGUAUAAACUUAACGUAACAGAAUUGAUAGACUGUUGUUGUAUUUAAAUAUUCUAAAGAUUGAAGGCGAUUGGUGUAACCAAUUUGACAGAAAUGGAAAUAAUGACCCAUUGUAUGUUUUGGAUCAAUGUUGCUUUACAUGGCUACGUAAUCUGUUUUGGGAUUUGUUAUGCUUGUUGUCUAUGAGUGCACUAGAAAGCAGCUACUUCCUAUGGCAGGUUUUAUUCGCAUGCUCUUAGAAUAAAAUAUUCCUUGUAAAUUGUUUUACUCUUGUGAAAAGGCAGCAAGCAUUUAAAUAUUUCACUCAUUACUUGUAUUCGCGUUAGAAACUGGGCGAUUGGUGCGAAUACGUCUGUUGUGUGUAAUCUUGUUCAUGUUACUGUAAUCUUAUUACUGUAAUUGCAUAGAAUAAAUUGACGAUUUAUGGAAUGUAAUACAAAUAUUAUUGAUUUGUAUUAAAAUUUAUCCCGAAACUUAUUGCUCGUUUUCGCCUCCUAAUAAAAUGUUAACAAUUAAACAUUA